Amaranthus tricolor (Joseph's coat) is the source of this 1116-nucleotide messenger RNA. RefSeq lists its product as uncharacterized. The record is from RefSeq and is a predicted model, not a curated record. Bases 1 to 1116 code for a protein of 371 amino acids. The transcript is spliced from 2 exons. Gene Ontology annotation, molecular function: zinc ion binding. NCBI's taxonomy places the organism in Eukaryota, Viridiplantae, Streptophyta, Magnoliopsida, Caryophyllales, Amaranthaceae.
AUGCAGUGGUUUUUGAAUGAGCUUAAGAAAGGGUUGCCACGAACAAAUGGAGCUGGAUGGACGAUAAUAUCAGAUGAGCAUCAGAGCAUAUUGAGGGCAGUUAACCUAGAACUCCCUCAGGCUGAGCACAGGCAUUGUGCAAGGCACAUAUAUGCCAACUGGAAAAAGGAUUUCAAAGGCGAAGAGUUGAAGUUACAUUUUUGGAGAUGUGUUAAGUCAUACAAUAUGGCUGAUUUCAAUGAUGCUUUGCAAGAGAUGACUGAACUUAAUCACGCUGCAGUUGAUGAAUUUAGGAAAGCUGACCCUAAUGUGUUUUGUAGACCUUAUUUGAAGAAUCUGACAAAAUGUGAUACCAUAGUUAGCAAUAUGGUUGAAACAUUUAAUAAUUACAUUAUGCGUGCUAGGUCAAAGCAUCUAAUAGACAUGCUUGAAGAUAUUAGGACCAUGUUGAUGAAGAGAUUGGUGACAAAGAAAGAAGACGCACAGAAGUGGGUGGGGAGUAUAUGCCCUAAGAUUCUAGCAUUGUUAGAGAAAGAAAAAGAAGAAGCUACCAAAUGUACUAUCAUGCCAGCAACUACUUCACUAUUUCUGGUAGCUUAUUAUUUUGAUACUCUAGAGGUUGAUUUAGAUAAGAGGUCCUGCACUUGUGGAAAGUGGGAUUUGAAAGGUAUUCCUUGUCGUCAUGCAAUAGCUACUAUAUUAUACAAGCGUUUCGAUGUGUCUGCCUUUGUUGAUAGAUGCUAUACAAAGGAGGCUUACCUAGAAGCAUAUAGUGGAUCCAUACCACCUUUAGCUGGUGAUAGGUAUUGGCCUAAAAUGAAUACCACCCUCCUCCCCCCUCCCAUUAAACUUGGCCCAGGUAGACCUAGAAAGAACAGGAGGAAAUCUGCCCAUGAGGAUCCUAAAAAACCUGGGAAGUUGACUAGACAUGGACUACAAAUGUCAUAUAGGGUAUGUGGUUUACCGGGACAUAACAAAAGGAAAUGUCCUGAUAAGGACACAAUUAGGGAACCCUCACCCCCACCAAAGAGAGGAAGGGGUAGACCUAAAAAGGUUGUUGCUACUCCUUCAACACAAUCCACAAUCACUCAUGAAAUCUCUGCUCAACCCAGUUAA